AUGGGCUAUGAUGCAUCGGCUCAUGCGACUGAAGAGACAAAGAAAGCCGACAUCGGUGGUGUCUGGGGUAUGAAAAUAGUCGAAAAACAACCUGAAAUUCGACAAUCAGAUUGUUUUUCGACAGUUUGUCGAAAAAUAUUGAGCACAAAACCACAAUGCCGAAAUUCCGAUGACGAAAUUCCAGCUGUCGAUAUUCCGUUUUACCCUGAAGAUAUGUACGAUUUUCCAGCACAAUAG
Messenger RNA from Didymodactylos carnosus, 237 nucleotides. The record is from the annotation of a GenBank genome assembly. Lineage: Eukaryota; Metazoa; Rotifera; Eurotatoria; Philodinida; Philodinidae.